Molecule: messenger RNA, 561 nt
Organism: Ectocarpus siliculosus
Lineage: Eukaryota; Phaeophyceae; Ectocarpales; Ectocarpaceae
Source: the annotation of a GenBank genome assembly
AUGGGCGUGUCGGUCUACAACAAGGAGAUGCUCUCCAAUAACCGGCUCCCGCUCGUGAACGGCUUCAGCCAGCUGUUGGUCUCGAAGGAGGAAGAGAAGGACAAAGCGGACGCACGGCAUAACGGCAGAAAAGGCGAGCACGAAGCGGAUGCCGACGCCCGCCGCCACGGCCGUGGACACCUUCAGCCGCAGCCACACGCUGCGGCCGAAGCCCCGGCGCAGGGUGGGCGGCAGGGUGCCGCCGUACCGACAACGUUGAGCCAGCGUAGCGGGGUUGCCGGGGACGGUGUAGAAGAGGGAUCUUCCUCCACCACCGGCCGCAAGCAAGUGGAGGCGUUGAUGGCGUACGCGGUCGGGAGGAUACGGAAGCAGGUGGACAUCACCAUUCAGGUGACGGACGAGCUGAAGAAGCUCACGCCGGAGAAGGUUCGGGAGGCGACCGUGGUGCAAGCGAACAAGGUGCAGGAGAUGCCCACGCUGUUGCUGGACACCUCUAAGAGGAUGGUUGACUCGGGGACCAAGUUCGUGCGGAAUUACCUCGAGGAGCAAGAGAGGAAGUGA